Messenger RNA from Phyllotreta striolata, 261 nucleotides. Lineage: Eukaryota; Metazoa; Arthropoda; Insecta; Coleoptera; Chrysomelidae. The record is from the annotation of a GenBank genome assembly.
AUGGAGUUUUUACUGAAGCGGUCUUUGGCUAAUCCCAAAUACGAGUUUUCCUAUGGCGUAGAAGAUCACCACACGGGUGACAUCCACUCUCACAAGGAAACCCGCGAUGGGGACCACACACAAGGGGAAUAUUCCCUGCACGAACCCGAUGGUACCGUGAGAACUGUUAAAUACAGCGUCGAUAAACACAGCGGAUUUAACGCUGUGGUGGAAAAAUCGGGACAUCCUCAACAUAAACAUCAGAAGAACUCUUACUAUUGA